UAUCUGACUCUCCAGGUAGCCACCAUGUCCAUGUUCCACUUAAUAUUUUUCAUCUGGGUCCUCUUGUCAGCAAGCUUCUCACUUGUUAUUGGCUCCGACGUCUCAUGGUGCCCGCAUCAUUUCUUCCAUAGACAGACCAGAAAGUUUGAGCAGAAAACUGAUAGGUUCUGGGAAUUCAAAGAGGAAACCAACACUUGGGUUGAAGUUAAAUUGCCUUAUGAUCUGAUCUCUUGUGUUGAUGAUAACUGUACUAAACUGGGGUCCAUAGAACCAUCAAGAGAAUAUGAUCAUGAUGACGGUGCAAGAAGAAAGGAGAGUUCAGAAGAGGGGAAUUCUGGGGGGUUUGUUCUGCCCAUGAGAAAGAGAGUUUCUUUGACUAAGAUGUCUGAGACUUCCGUUUGGGUCAUCGGCGAAAGCGGGUCAAUAUAUGAGAGGUUUUGGAAUGGUGUUCAGUGGGUGAUAGCACCUCAUGAUUUGCCCAUAUCAGCAGAACAUGCAGUUUCUGUUUUUAUUGUCAACCACACAAUUCUUGCUCUUUCUGAAGCAGGAAAUCUGUAUCAGAUGCAACUAAGUGAAAGUUCCCAACCAAUUUGGGUGGUGUUUAUACCUACACUCGAUCUAGGUGCAGAAAAAGAAGAAAAAGGUUCUGAGGUCUUGAUCAAAUCUGGUGUUGUUUCCCAUGAUGGAGAGAGAAUUUAUUUCUGCACUAAGAAUGGGACAUUAUUAGAACUUGCUGAGGUUGAACCUCCAAGAUGGGUAAACCAUGGCCAACCGCCGGGUGCUAAUGUUGCAGCAAUAGCUGAUGCUGGUGCUGCAAGAACAGAAGUAGUCUAUACCAUAAGUUCUAUCGGUGGUCUUUAUGAAUACGAUAGGAGUUCGAAACCGUGGUGGAAGAAGCAUAUAUGGAGGGAAGGAACAGUUCAAGAUGCUUCUCUUAAACCAAUGAAGGGGAGUACUUUACAUGGUUUGAGUGGAGACAAUUCCAUAUCCCUUUUUCUUUUAACAAAGGGUGGUAAUUUGGUAGAGAGAAGGUUACACCAAAGGAAGUGGAAAUGGGUGGUCCAUGGAAGUCCAAAAGAUCAGUACCUAACAUCUAUCACACAAGUAGUACAAGAUGACUUGAAUGAUAAAUUCUUGUCAUUAUUUUUCACUACAUCUUCUGGGUCCGUUUUCGAAUACCGAAUAUCAAAGAAAGCAGGUACUGCUCAAGAAAAUGAAAUUAAAGAAACAUGGGAGAGUCAUAUGCAUCCUCCACAUGCCAAAGCUGCAAGAGGCAUUGCUGGACAACAAUUUCAACUUGGAAGAAUACUUUUCCCACUGGAUGAUGGAAGACUAGCAGAGCUGCAUCUUUCAGGUGUUGGCGGCGAAAAUGCGGGCCCAACUCACCAAAUCAAUGUUAGAAGAAAAGCAGCAAUGAAAUAUGAAUGGUCAAUAUUAGAUGCUCCAGAGACUGAAGGAUGGAAUGGCGAGUACUGCACUGAAGAACGCGGACCGACAAAUUGCAUCAUGGGCACUAAAGAUGAGCCCAAUGACUCGGGAACAGCAAGAUCAGUGACAAGAAGAAGGAAGGGAAGCCAACAGCAAGAUUACUUAUUACCAAAUGUAGCAGCCAAUGAGGCAACACAAUCUUCGGAUGAAUAUAGUUUCUUUGACAAUUGGAUCGAGGCAAACUUUCGUUUGAGAGUGAUGCAAGGAGGGAGAUCGUUUUUCUUCAUAACGGAUGGCGGUUUUACUUUCGAAUAUCUUUAUACUGAAAAUGGAUGGAUAUGGCUGAGGCAUGAGCAUGCCACGGCUAUCAAAGGCGCAGUGGGAAACUACAAUGGAAGUUUGUAUGUGGUUGACGCGUACGGGAGUUUACUAAUAAGGGAGAGGAGUAGCAGUGAACUAGCAUGGAUAAAUUGCACUGCUUUGAGGAAAGGCAGGCAAGUGAUUGGAGGCCCUCCUUGGGAUGGAAUGCCGGGUAGAGCUACUAAAGUGACAGCCGAAGAUUCACUCUUCUUUGUGAGCAAGAAUGGAAGAUUACUACAAUUCACAGUUGCUUUGAGGAAAUUCAAAUGGAAAGAUUGCAAAAAGCCUCCAAGUACUAAAGUUGCAUGCAUAGUAGAUCAGGAACUUUUCAGGGAAAACAUAGUGUUCGUCGUUGGAACAAACGGUCGGCUAUAUCAGUACAACAAAGUGACUGAACUCUGGCACGAGCAUUACCAGUCUCAGCAUUUGGUUCUGUCCAGAUUGCCAGGAACUGCUAUGAGGUCUUCAUCAAUGUCCCUAACAGGCUCGCUUUUCAUGGUUUCCGAAGAUGGUGGAUUAGUCGAAUAUCAUUGGAGCUCGUUGGAUGGUUGGAAUUGGGUUGAACACGGAGCUCCAAAUAAAGGUGUAAUGUUGGUUGGUUCUCCAGGGCCUUCCUUUGAAGGCAAAAUACUGUUUUUGAUUGGUUCAGAUGGGAAUGUAUAUCAAAGGUACAUGGAUCAAACGACAUGGAAAUGGAAAAACUGUGGUUUCCCAUACGUGGAAAAUCAGCUAGAAGAUGAAAACCUUAGUGAUGCCAACAAAAACUGUGACCCAAAGGUAGCAUCUAUACGACCAAUUCCUUUUUCUGAAGAUUCAGCAGUGUUUGAGUUGAGAGAUGGCAGAUUGGCGGAAUUGAGACGAAUGGAGGGCACUCAUUGGGCAUGGUCUCGCACAAUAGGCACUCCGACAAGCUUAUGCAUGGAGAGUUAUUGGACUGCCGUGGCAUCAUAAGACAAAACAUAAGUAUUUCAAUGCCGAAGAACAUUGAAGAACAUUUCAGAACCAUAAGGAAAUACAAAGAAGCCUCCACGGUUCCUUACGAGUGGACUAAACACUGUACAUAGAAUACAUAGCUUUUUGUUUGCCUUCCACGCUGUAUUGGAAGACGAGAUUCAGAGAGCAACACUUGGUUACGAUCAUUGUACAAAGAAACAAUACGCCGUUCGGCAUUAUAUCAACUAUCAAGACGACACAAAA
Molecule: messenger RNA, 2985 nt
Organism: Morus notabilis
Lineage: Eukaryota; Viridiplantae; Streptophyta; Magnoliopsida; Rosales; Moraceae
Exons: 10
Coding region: 25-2739 (904 amino acids)
Source: RefSeq, a predicted model, not a curated record